Messenger RNA from Equus caballus (horse), 4858 nucleotides. The record is from RefSeq and is a predicted model, not a curated record. Lineage: Eukaryota; Metazoa; Chordata; Mammalia; Perissodactyla; Equidae.
UUAUCUCAUUUUCAUUUGAAGGAUAUUUCCAAAAUUGCUACAUUUAAUCUAUAUUAUGAAUGUCAGAUAAACAAGAAACAGGGGCUUUACAUGCCCCAACUUGUAGACCACCCGUAAAAACAAUUAAUACGGAAAUAGGGAUGAAAGGGUAAUCCUGAAAACUUUAAAGUCUUCUUGCUGUAAAAAAAAAAAAAACCUAUUUGCCAAAAUUUGGUUUAUUCAGUCUCUGGAAAACGUCUGAAGUCAGAAAUCAAUUGCUUCUACUUCUGUGAAUAGCUGGCUUAGCAUUCCUCUGUCUUACACAGAUGUGCGUAAUCCCAGCGCCAACCUCCCUCACUUUCAAAGGUCAUUCCCCUUGGUAUAUAUUGGAAAAGAGAAGGUUAAGUAUUUGUCCCUUCUGCAUUUUCCAACUGGCAGUCCUACUCAGGGUUGUACACUCUGCUCCAGUGCUCACAGCGCUAUCUAGGACCACUAUUCCCUUCGCUCUUGGCCUCUACCUACAACUCCUGGACAGCACCUCCGUAAGAUGCAGCUCCCACUCCACAGUGCUGAGAAAGGAAUGAUGACCCAUUGAUCAGAACUUAAUCACAGGGACACACCUGCAAGGGAGGCUGGGAAACAGUCUUUAAAUAGGGGGUCAUCCGCCUAGUUAAAAUUCAGGACUCUAUGGCUAACAGAAGUGGAGAAUGGAUAUUAGUGGACGACCAGCAGUUUCUGCCACAACACCAUUUGGAGAAAAGUAUUUUGAAGAGUACUUAUUUUGAAGAAGAAAGGCAGGCCUAGAAAAGGGAAAUUCAGAAAGUUGUAAAUUGACAAUCUCAUCUCAGCCCUCUUAAAAAUAAAAGAAAUGCUAGCAGAGUGAUGUGUUUGUCUGCCAGACAGAUAGGUCUCUGUUGUGAAGAUGGAUAUAGAAGGCUAUCAAAGCCUAAACUUUCAAAUCAUCUAACUAAUUCCCUUUGUUCUGAUUCCAUGCUCACUGAGAAAUAUUCUCCUGCCCAGAGGCAAAGUAUAUGCUCAACAGACCAAUGUAAACACUGGUUUACCUGAUGAUUACAUUUCUCAAUGUGUAAAUAUAUUAGUCUCUUAGAUUGAGUUUGAGCUUGUCAAACGAAGGAUUGGGCCCUGGACCAAGACAAUUUCACCAAGAAAAAUUCCACUUUGUGAGCUUUCUUGGCAACCAGCCUUCCCCUGGUGACACCCCUCCGCAUUUCCAGGCGUCAUGGUUAUGUGUUGCUGCAACAAUACUCCAUGACAAAGUGAUCUAAAGCAACAGUUCUUGGUGCUCACCCACCUGUAGGUUGGCUGGGGGGUUGGCUGAUCUAGGCUUGGCCAGACAGCUCUGCUUCAGGCUACAGCACCAAGGCAGGCCUGCUUCUCACGCCAUGUCUGUUGACUCACUGAGGGAGCUCUGCUCCACACAUCUUCUUUGGGAUGUACAUGGACCAGUGGGAUAUCUGAGCCAUGUUCCUCUCAGAGAGUGGCAGAGAAGCAAGAAAACAAACAAAAACAUGUGAGGCUUUUUCCAGUUGAGGGUCAGAAACUUCUGGCUCAUUCUGUUGGCCAAACAAGUCACAGGUCAAAAACAAGGACUGUGUUUGGAGAAAUACACUCUGCCUCUUUAGUAAGAGGAGCUGCAAAGUCAAGGGUAAAGGAUGUGGAGACAGGGUAGAGUGAAGAAUUGAGGUUGUUGUCAUAAUCUACCACCUUAGGUCAACUGCACACCUUAACAAAGUCUAUCUGGCCCAAGGGCCAGGGCAUCAAAGGGAAAACUCGGGGCACAAUUUAAUUAUUUGGGCCGAGGUAACAGCUUCUCUGAGUUGUAAUAGAUGUUGUAAUAUUGGAAAUAAAUCGUUUGCAAUUGACAUUAAGGGCCCAGUAUCUGCACGCUUACAUAUCUAUUUGCCUUAUCAAACCUUCACAAAACUCUUAAAGUAACUUUUAGUGUUACCAAGAAUUAAUUGAAACUUAGGCAAAGAAACGUCAAAGGCCAUGCGUACAUUAAGUGAAGAAAAGCAGGAUUGGAAACACAAUAUCAGUUGCCAACUCAAGUGCUUCUUUUCACCAUAGCAGCUCACUCUUUGAUUGUUUUAAUAAUCAGGAAUUUCUAGAAAGAAUGUAUGUUGCACAUGAGAUAUUCUCAUUCGGACAUUAAGGGCUGUAAAUGAACUUGCCAUAAAGGUCAGUCCUCAUCCUGUGGACGCAGCAGUAGCUGAGCUUCCCCAUAUUAUCAGCUCACAUUGAAACAGAUCCCCACAGACUGUAUUCAGGGCUGUUUGUCUGGAGUUGCAGUGGCUCAAGCUGAGACCAAAACCCAGAAGUCAGUGGCUCAGAUGGGGCUUCCACUGUGCUUCACAAGAGCACGGAAUGGAAGAAAAGGCAAGAAAAAUCAGACCCACCGUCUGCCACUUAGUACCUUAGUUUUUGAACAGGAGGCUCAGUUUAUUAUUUGAAUAUAUUUGAAAAUAUUUUGUUUACUCUAAGAAGCAAACGUAAAAGACAACUAUUGUGGGAGUUUAGAAGCAGCAGCACACAUUGAGGGCUGGGUUGGUGCAGAAAACUUCCAGAGGAAAUGGGGUCAUUCUUUCCUGUGGGAUCUCCCUCUGCCGCCAGUCCAAGGCUGAACAAUCACCCUUGCCUCCCAACAUGUGCCCUGCAAAAGGCAGCAUUAUUUCCUUGCUGAGUUCAGGGACACCCUUUGGCUUCGGGUAGAGCUACUGUCCUCUCAGCCAGAACUCCAACUUAGCCUCCUCCGAACACUAUCCAGCUGUCCCAUCACUUGCCUGGCCAGUGGGCACACUGCCUACUUGAGCAUCUGUUCUCUGCAUCCUCCAUUUCUUUCUCAGGUGAAGGAAGCCCUGAGCGCCUGGACUCAACCAACCGAGGCCCGGGUAGGUCUCAGGUCUUGCCUCUCCCGUCGGCCCGCACUGCAGAGCCUAGGGACGCUGGAUAAAUUUGGCUAUUCCCCCCAGGGGAGGGGUGAGAUGCGGUCCUGUUUUUAGCCACAGUGCUCUCUUCAUCAGAUUUCAGAGAAGCCAAACCGGACUUUUCCUCGGCCCUGAGCCCUAGGCAAAUGCAAGAUCUCUCUGGGAAGCUCGGAAUGGGGCAGGGAGCUGGCUCCGCUCCUCUGCUCGCUCCCCUUCGAGCGGGACUGGUGUCUGGCGCCGAGCGCGCGGGAGGAGGCCAUCGGAAGCGGGCCAACCGGCGGGGCAGCCCUCCCCGCAGUGACGUCCCAGGGGGCGGAGGGGCGACUGGCUGGCUCCGCGCCCUCCCCGCCUCCUCCGGGUGCCAGGUCCGUCGGUCCUCGGGAGAUGCUGCUGCCGCGGUUGCAGUUGUCGUGCACGCCGCCGCCGGGCCGCCCGCUCCACCGCCGUAGCACCCGGGUGUCCGAGGGCGCACCCGAGCCGGGCCAUGCAGCCAGGGGCGGCGCUGCAGGCCAUGCUGCUGGCGGUGCUGCUGGCGGGGCCCGGGGGAGCGACGGGGCGCCUGCUAAGCGGGCAGCUGGUCUGCCGGGGAGGGACACAGAGGCCUUGUUAUAAAGUCAUUUACUUCCAUGAUGCUUCUCGAAGACUGAACUUUGAGGAAGCCAGAGCAGCCUGCCGGAGGGAUGGGGGCCAGUUGGUCAGCAUCGAGUCUGAAGAUGAACAGAGACUGAUAGAAAAGUUCAUUGAAAACCUCCUGGCGUCUGAUGGCGAUUUCUGGAUUGGGCUCAGGAGGCGCGAGGAGAAACAAAGCAAUAGCACAGUCUGCCAGGACCUUUAUGCUUGGACGGAUGGCAGCACAUCCACAUUCAGGAACUGGUACGUGGAUGAGCCUUCCUGCGGCAGCGAGGUCUGCGUGGUCAUGUACCAUCAGCCAUCAGCACCCGCCGGCAUUGGGGGCCUCUACAUGUUCCAGUGGAAUGAUGACCGAUGCAACAUGAAGAACAAUUUCAUUUGCAAAUAUUCCAAUGAGAAACCAACAGCUCCUUCUACAAGAAGUAGAGGUUCUCAAGUCCAUGUUCUCUCUCCAGGUCAAGGAACAGAGCCAGCCACACCCGUACUUCCAGAAGACACAGAGAAGGGAGAUGCCAAAGAAACAUUUAAAGAAAGCAAAGAAGCUGACUUGAAUCUUGCCUACAUCCUAAUCCCCAGCAUUCCUCUUCUCCUCCUCCUUGUGGUCACCACAGUUGUAUGCUGGGUUUGGAUCUGUCGAAGGAGGAAGCGGGAGCAGCCAGGCCCCAGCACAAAGGAGCAGCAAACAAUUUGGCCCUCUCCGCACCCAGGGCACAGCCCGGACCUAGAGGUUUAUAACAUCAUCCGAAAACAAAGUGAAGCUGAUUUAGCAGAGACCCGGCCAGACCUGAAGAACAUUUCAUUCCGAGUGCGUUCCGGAGAAGCCACUCCCGAGGAGAUGUCUUGUGACUAUGACAACAUGGCUGUGAACCCAUCCGAAAGCGGAUUCGUUACUCUGGCAAGCAUGGAGAGUGGCUUCGUGACCAAUGACAUUUAUGAGUUCUCCCCGGACCGAACGGGCAGGAGCAAGGAGUCUGGAUGGGUGGAAAAUGAAAUAUAUGGUUACUAAGAUGUGCGAAAAACACUUGAACUGACAAGAAUGGGAAAGAAAAGAGAAGCAAAAUUCUCCUAUUUUCUAUAAGGAAAACACUCAGAAGGUCUAUGAGAAUGCUCAGAUCUAGUGCCGGGGAGUGAGCAUGUGACCCCCAAGAGCUCCUGUUGGAUCCCCAUCAGCUCCUGUUGGAUCCCCAAGUUUUGGUUAUAUCCCUUAUCCUAGCCUCUCACCCAGCUCAGCCUUAUGAGAAAGCCCCUUGCCCAGGGUCUGGCACAUAGUGGAAAAUAAAUGUCAAUUGAUUGGUUAUAUCUGA